AUCGCCAUCGGCGCUCAUUUUAAGCGGUUGGUGUAGCCUCUCCUCGCCACCAUGCUCCUAACAGCGCGGCUGCUCCGAUUUGCGCUUAAGCAGGGCGCUCCUGCAAGCGCAACUCUGCAGCAGCGAGGCCUCCAUGCAUCUGGUGUGGUGCCGGCUCGUCGAAAUCGCAGAGGUUCUCCCAGCAGCGCGUCCUCCAAGCAAUCGGCAGUCUACCAAGGCGGCGAGGAUGACGACGGGGAGUUUGGCAAGUGGUUCGAGGAGAUGCAGAAGCAGUACCCGAGCAAGGCUUCGUCCCACGAGGAGGAGCUACCAGACACGAUGGAACUAGUCGACGACGAACAAAACGAACUCGACGAUGACGAAGAGCCCGAUGAAGAGACCGAGAAUUUUUUAGAAGAAGCAGAGGAGCUGUUUCGCCUGAGCCCGGCCGAAUUUCAGAAGCGAAUGGA
Molecule: messenger RNA, 449 nt
Organism: Phytophthora infestans T30-4
Lineage: Eukaryota; Oomycota; Peronosporomycetes; Peronosporales; Peronosporaceae
Exons: 2
Source: RefSeq, a predicted model, not a curated record